Molecule: messenger RNA, 2328 nt
Organism: Dryobates pubescens (Downy woodpecker)
Lineage: Eukaryota; Metazoa; Chordata; Aves; Piciformes; Picidae
Gene: SLC25A16
Product: solute carrier family 25 member 16
Exons: 9
Coding region: 7-969 (320 amino acids)
Biological process (GO): transmembrane transport
Cellular component (GO): mitochondrial inner membrane
Source: RefSeq, a predicted model, not a curated record
UGCCCUAUGGCUUCUCCAGCGGCGGCGGGGCCCGGCGCCGCGCUGCCCCCGGCCGCGGCGCGCCGAGAUUUCUACUGGUUGCGCUCCUUCAUUGCCGGAGGUGUUGCAGGAUGUUGUGCCAAAACAACUACUGCACCACUGGAUCGAGUAAAGAUUUUGCUGCAAGCUCAUAACCACCAUUACAAACAUCUAGGAGUCUUUUCUACAUUGUGUGCUGUCCCCAGAAAAGAAGGUUACCUUGGCCUAUAUAAAGGAAAUGGGGCAAUGAUGAUUAGAAUCUUUCCAUAUGGCGCAAUUCAGUUUAUGGCAUUUGACCAGUAUAAAAAGGUGAUAAAGAAGCAACUUGGGAUUUCAGGGCACGUGCAUCGGUUAAUGGCUGGAUCUAUGGCAGGUAUUACAGCAGUGAUUUGUACUUACCCUCUUGAUAUGGUUAGAGUUCGUCUGGCGUUCCAAGUAAAAGGGGAACACAAGUACAUGGGAAUUAUCCAUGCAUUCAAGAUGAUUUACACAAAGGAAGGUGGUUUUAGUGGGUUCUACAGAGGGUUGAUGCCAACUGUUGUAGGAAUGGCACCAUAUGCAGGUUUUUCAUUUUUUACCUUUGGUACCUUAAAGAGCAUUGGACUUGCUCAAGCACCUAACUUACUUGGACGGCCUUCAUUAGAUAAUCCUGAUGUCUUAGUUUUGAAAACACAUGUCAAUCUGCUGUGUGGUGGCAUAGCUGGAGCAAUAGCUCAGACGAUAUCAUAUCCCCUUGAUGUAACUCGUAGGCGAAUGCAGUUAGGAGCAGUUCUCCCAGACUCUGAAAAGUGCCUUACAAUGGUGCAGACACUGAAAUAUGUGUAUCAGCAACAUGGAAUACGAAGAGGAUUAUACCGUGGUUUAUCUCUGAAUUACAUUCGCUGUAUACCUUCCCAGGCUGUGGCUUUUACCACAUAUGAACUUAUGAAACAAUUCUUGCACCUCAACUAAUUUUCUUUUUUAUUUAAGGCCUUUCCUGUAAAAUACACUAUCAGUCCUCAGAUUAUAUUGGUGAGUUAAUUACUUGAAGUUUAAGAAAAAAGCUAUCUGUUACUGUGGAACUGCUGCUGUCUUACAUUUUUAUUUGCCAAAAUGAGGUUAAUUCCCUCAAGUCAUACCAAGAGACAGAUCAAAAUAAACAUUACAAGCUAUAAACACUUUUGUACUUUAUCUCAUAGGCUUCAUUGGGUUAAUGUUAAGAAUGGCACAGUUUUAAAAUCACACUCACAUUUUAUACGGGUUUCAAGCUGUUAGUUACUCAGCUUAUCACCAUGACAGGAGUUACACAGAAGGCUCUAUUGCUUUUUAAGGUAGUAGUUAGACAUCUGUUUUUCUUUAAAAAUUAAAUUGAAUAAAUGGAUUUGAACAAAAUGCAAUUAUUUUCAUAUUCAAAUACAUGCCAGCUCUGUAGAAGCUAAACCCAGCAGACCACAGCUUAAGCAUCUUUUCAUUAUUUUUUUUCUUUUACAAGUUUGCUGUUUAUAAGAGCAGUGCCUAUAUCUUCAGAUUGGUACACAUGAAAGUCUCUUUAGCCAUUUCAAUAUGAAAUGACAAUACCCAUUUAACUUCAUUAGAAGUCUUGCAAUCUGGAAACUGGCUUGGGAUACAUUCUAUUCUAAAAUGGAAUUACACAAAUAAAAUAGGGGAAACUUCUCCAGGGACAAGUGCUAAAAGAGGUCUCCUUAAGGAAAUUAAUAUGGGCCUAGUCUUACAAGGUACUUCUGUACCUUAUUCUGUGGGGCUGAAUGUUCUCAACCCAGUUUAUUGAAGGCUGUGUGUUUUAUGUACUUUACAGAACUAGCUCAUGUGAACAGGUUUGUGCCUACCUUAAAACAGUGACAAAUAAGACUGCAUGCUGCUGCGUUUACUUAUUUAAGCAUAUGGACUGUAUUCAACAUCUCAUGCCAGAGGAGAAAGUGAAGAUUGUAUCAGAGUCCGUAUAUGUACUGUUUCUGAAGUAUGGUAUGCAAUAGACUAUUACGGUUCUCUUUGCAAAGGGAAUUAUUUUCCGGACUUGUUUAUACAUGAUUUGCAUUGGCACUCUUGAUUUUAAUCACUUGGUUCAGGAAACCUGUAAAGCAUUUACCUUGAUGUAAGUUAUUUAUUUAUUAUUAAUAUCUCAGCAGUGUCUUUUAAGAAUUGGUAAUGGCUAAGUGGUGGAUAGUGAGAGCAGUUUGCUUAAUUUUGACAGAUUUGACAAACUGGAUUUUGAGUUACAACAACUUUUGUGGCUCAGUUUCAUUUUCCCUUCCAGUUUCUUAAAAGUGUAUUUCUUCGAUAUAUAACAAUGUAGCUAUGGACAGAGAAUGA